AUGUCUGAAAACAUAAAUGAAGACGAUAUUGAAAAGGAAUCUCGUUCAGCAGAUGAGUAUUCACUCAAUUUUAAAAGAAUGAGUUUAUUAGUGGAUCGAAAAACUAAUCCGUCUGUUAACGCUGAUACAUUAUCUUCAGUUGGCGGUGAAAAGCGGAAAUUCAAGCUGCCUCGUUUGGAACUGAAGAAAUUUGGCGGGGAAAUUAAAGAUUGGCUGCCGUUUUGGGGACAAUUCAGAAAAAUUGAUGAAGACAACGAUAUCGAUGAAACCGACAAGUUUCAAUACUUAGUCCAAGCAACUAUCCCGAAUUCCAGAGCGAGGGAAUUAGUUAAAAGUUUUCCCCCUACCUCCGGAAAUUAUUGCAAGGAGAUUGAUUGUCUGAAAUCUAGAUUCGGCAGAGAUGAUUUAUUGGUUGAAUAUUACGUUAGAGAAUUGUUAAAAUUGACACUCGCAUUUAAUCUUAAAGAGAAACAUGUUGAAUUAUCAACUGUUUAUGAUCGACUUGAAACCCAGCUGAGAUCAUUAGAAACUCUUGGCGUUACUACAGCAAAGUAUGCGGCCAUGUUGUUUCCCUUGGUUGAGUCUUGUUUAAGUGAAGAAGUUUUAAGAGCCUGGCGGAGAAAUGAUAGAGGAUUGGAUGGAAAAGAUGACACAAAAGAAUCUCGAUUGGAAAGUUUGAUGAAAUUUUUGAAGAACGAAGUUGAAAAUGAGGACAGGAUAGCUCUUGCUAUGGAAGGCUUCUCUUUGAAAGAAAAUAACAAAAAUAUCAAGAUUAAAAGAGACUUGCCGACAGCUGCGGGACUUUUUUCAGGAAACAAAAAAUCUGUUUUGAAGUGUGUAUUUUGUGACAAGAACAAUCAUGAAUCCAAAGAAUGUCAUGUUGCUCGAAAUUUGGAUUUAAAUGAGAAAAUGAAACGAUUGAAGAAAAGAGGUUGCUGUUUCAGAUGUCUAAGUAACGGUCACGUGUCAAAGCUAUGCAGGGUCCAAGUGAAUUGA
Molecule: messenger RNA, 996 nt
Organism: Argiope bruennichi
Lineage: Eukaryota; Metazoa; Arthropoda; Arachnida; Araneae; Araneidae
Exons: 1
Coding region: 1-996 (331 amino acids)
Source: RefSeq, a predicted model, not a curated record